Molecule: messenger RNA, 2049 nt
Organism: Dendrobium catenatum
Lineage: Eukaryota; Viridiplantae; Streptophyta; Magnoliopsida; Asparagales; Orchidaceae
Product: probable arabinosyltransferase ARAD1
Exons: 3
Coding region: 31-1506 (491 amino acids)
Molecular function (GO): glycosyltransferase activity
Source: RefSeq, a predicted model, not a curated record
CCCGGUGACUCAGGCGCAAAACUAGUCUGAAUGUUGGGCAAACAUGCAUUUGGAAGGAAGGAAGGAGACGGGUGGAAGGAAGCAAUGAAGAGCUCCUUCCCUCUCCUCCUCUUGUUCUCCUUCAUCUCUCUCUUCACUCUUCUCAUCGUCCUCUCCAAAACCACGCCCUACCCUCUUUCUUUGUCCUCUUCAUCUACCCCAAGCUCUAGCAACCAAAUCCGCCCUCGCCUCAAAAUCUAUGUUGCCGACCUUCCCAGAUCCCUCAACUACGGCCUUCUCGAACAGUACUGGUCCCUCUCAAUGCCAGACUCCCGGAUCAACGCCGACCCUGAUGCAGAACUACGCGCUUCUCUCGUCGCCUCUCGCCGCAAUGGCCCACUGCCCUAUCCGGAGAACCCGCUGAUCAAGCAGUACAGCGCGGAGUAUUGGCUGCUCGGCGAUCUCGAGACGCCGGCUAGAUCGAGGGCGGUUUCAUCAGUUGUCGAGCGGGUGUACGAUUGGAGAAAUGCUGAUGUGGUAUUCGUGCCUUUCUUCGCGACGCUGAGUGCGGAGAUGGAGCUCGGGUGGGGGAGGAAGGGCGGAUUUCUCAAGAAGGAAGGGAAUGGGGAUUAUAAGAGGCAGAGGGAUGUUGUCGAUCGGAUUAGGAGCUCUGAUGCAUGGAAAAGAUCCGGUGGUCGGGAUCACGUGUUCGUUCUCACAGACCCAGUGGCAAUGUGGCAUGUUAGAGCAGAGAUUUCUCCAGCUGUGCUUCUAACUGUUGAUUUUGGUGGCUGGUACAAGCUCGAUGCGAAGAACUCACAGAGUAACACUUCGCAUAUGAUACAGCACACCCAAGUGUCAUUGCUCAAGGAUGUAAUUGUUCCUUACGCUCAUCUCCUCCCGAGAUUGCACUCCCUUGAAGAUCAACCUCGUAGUAUUCUUCUUUAUUUUAAAGGGGCCAAGCACAGGCAUCGGGGUGGAUUGGUUCGUGAGAAAUUAUGGGAUGUUCUGCUUAAUGAGCGUGAUGUAGUUAUGGAGGAAGGUUUUCCAAAUGCCACAGGCCGGGAACAAUCAAUAAAAGGAAUGCGGAGCUCAGAGUUCUGUUUACAUCCAGCAGGAGACACGCCAACCUCUUGUCGUCUUUUCGAUGCUAUUUUAAGCCUCUGUAUACCGGUUAUUGUUAGUGACAAUAUUGAGCUCCCGUUUGAAGGAAUGGUGGAUUACUCUAAUUUUGCAAUUUUUGUUUCAGUUAAUAAUGCUUUGCAGCCUGGUUGGCUAGCUGGUUAUUUAAGGAACUUUUCGAAAUAUCAAAAGGAUGGUUUUCGAAGGAACAUUUCUAGUGUGCAACAUAUCUUUGAGUAUGAUAAUGGUAGUCCUGGUGGUAUUGGACCCGUUUCUUCAGAUGGUGCUGUUAACAAUAUAUGGAGGAAGGUCUAUCAGAAGCUGCCAAUGAUCAAAGAAGCAAUAAUACGUGAAAAGAGGAAACCUGAUGGUGUAUCAAUUCCUCUUCGAUGUCAUUGUAUGUAACUGAUUUGCUUCUUGGAACCAGAAGACACUUUUUGAGUAGGUGCAAACUCCAAAGACAAGAGAAGUAAAAAAAAAAGUGCAGAAAAUUUUAUUCCCUUCCCAUGAUUACCGCAGUCUUGGGCUAUUUAAAGCCUUUCAUGAACAGGUUUAAUCGGUUCAAUUUCAGGUUUAGACCUGCUGGGGCAUUACACGUUUAAAAUUAAUAAAAUCAAGCUGAUUCGACCUGGUUCAAGCUCUCUGUUUGAUUAAAAACUGCAGGAUCAGUUUAAUGUUUUUGUGGACCGGCGGCUUUCUGAAAUUCUGGACUGCAGGUUGCUAUGUUCUGCUGAACCGGCAGUGAAUGUGCUGCUGUCUGAUUGAUUUCGGCUGGCUGCUUUGCAGGUUGUCUAGUUAUUUCUAUUCAGUGCAAUCUUGAUAUUGAAAUGUGAAAAUUAUUGUUUCCUGCUAUUUCUUAAUGCACCUUUACAUAUUUAAUAAUUUUCUAAAGAUUAUGCAGAUAAUUGUUCAAAAUUUGAAUGGCAAAACGAGUUUCAGAUUUAAGUA